This is a messenger RNA of Vespa mandarinia (Asian giant hornet), 1545 nucleotides long. RefSeq lists its product as uncharacterized. Gene Ontology annotation, cellular component: nucleoplasm. NCBI's taxonomy places the organism in Eukaryota, Metazoa, Arthropoda, Insecta, Hymenoptera, Vespidae. Gene Ontology annotation, molecular function: nucleic acid binding. The record is from RefSeq and is a predicted model, not a curated record.
UGAACCAUUUAAAUUGUUUCACUAUUAUAUACAUAUAUGAACGAAGCAUAAUAUUUAUGCUAUAAGAGCUGGCUGAUAAUAUGGCUGACAAUAACAAAACUAUGUCUAACGAACCUGCUAUAACACAACUCUCUCAUCAUUUACAACAGAAAUUAUGUCAAACACGACCACCUUAUCGACAAGGGAAAAAAUUGACUGCAGUUAAGAUAUAUACAAUUAAUGAUGAAUCACAGCAUUUGAUGAUUUGUGACGUACCACAAUUGCAAUUAAGACAAGAAAUAAAAAAACUUGUCUUUCCUUAUGGAGCUGUAAAAAAAGUUCAUGUAGUUUCUAAUUAUCCUUCAGAAGAAUUUACAGAAGCAUACCAUAUACAUUAUGAAGAUAUACGAAGUGCAAGCAUUAACAGAACUUUCAACGUCAUUUACAAUAUAUUGUGCAGAAUAGCAAAGCAUUUCCUUGAUGGCAAGAAUUUUUAUGGUGGUAUUCUACAUGUUUUUUAUGCUCCUGAAUUGGAAUCUAUAUCAGAAACAAGAGCAAAACUUAUGCAACGUUGUAAAGAUGUAUCUGUACGAUUAAAACGUAAUAAACAAGAUUUUGCAUAUAAUAGGAAAUUAUCUCAAGGAGAACAAACAAUAACUUCACAGUCCUUAUCUGGAAACCAACUUAAUCAAAUUGAUUAUCAAGCUACUUACAAUGAACCUUUCUUUAAUAAUGGUCAACAAAUAAAUUAUGAAUCUAGUAUAGCGAUAGAAAAGAGAAACAUUCAAAAUAUUAAAACUUCAAUUGCAACAACUGUAGUACCAAUUCAGUCUAAAAUAAUAAAUACUGGAAACAUAAGUGAUACAGAGCAUUUAUUACCAGAAAUAAAAAAUUAUGAUAAAUGUAAAAAAAGAAAAAAUUACAAAGGACAGUCUAUUAGAGAUAAUAUCAAGGUUAAAGUCAUUAGACCAUCAAUCAUAGAUACUAGUAAUAUUUUAAAAUGCGACAUUAAAGAUAAAAACGUAUCCAAUAACGCAAAUAAGGAAGAAAAAAAUACUAUUGUUGUUAAAAAAAUAACCAAUAAUGACGCUAUUAAAAAACGAAUUGUUUUAAAAAACUCAAGUAUUAAACAAUUAGUGAAACCAAGUCAAGAUCUUCAAAGUUCUAUACAAACGGUUAAAUUUCAAAUACGAUCGGCUUUACAAAAGUGUGAGAAUUACUUGUCUUAAUCAAAAAAAAAUUAUGAUACAUAAAUAUAUUAAUUGCAAAUAGUACAAAAGGUUUUCAUUUAUAAAAUUAAAACUUAUUUUAUAUUUACAUAUAAUUAUUUAAAUAAUAACUGUAGAAUUCACAUCCCACUGAAUUCCUUUAAAUUUUGAUUUAGCAUAAGAUUUUUUAUGGGGUGAUGUAUUUUCAUGUUGUAUUAUAUUACUGAAAUUUUUAUUCUGUAACAUAUGUUGAGGGGAUUUAGUCAAUAUUGUAUCUAAUUGUGCAUUAUUACACCUAUUUCUGAGAGGUGUUCGUUUCUAAAGAAAAAAGAAAAUUAAAUUAGUAUUAUUACUAUAA